GUCUCUCGCAAGGCCUCCUGGGGGUCGUAGUUGAAGCGGCGGCCGCUCGGCCAAGCGGCCCUCCCGCCAUUUCCCCAGAAGGCCGCGCGGCGGCGGCGCCCGUUGCUAGGCAGCGGAUCCGGGCCUGGCAACGAGGAUGAAGCAGAAGAAGAGCAAGGGCUGUCCGGGCAGGGCCGCGGCUGGCCGUCGGCGGAAGGCUAUCAAUGAUAUCUCCCCUUCUACAAGUUUACCACCUCUUGUGGAAGGACAGCUGCGCUGCUUCCUGAAACUGACCGUUAGCAAGAUCCGAUGGAUGGUUGCCAAGCCACCAGCUUCCUCCCUCGUUCGGGUGAGGUGGUGGGGAGAAACCUCCAAUGGUACAGUCUUCGUUCCCCAGGAUGCUUCCCAGGCUGAGCAAAAAAUACUGAAAACCACUACCUGCUACCCAGUGCGAUGUGGACCAAAACAGUUUGCAUCCUACUUGACAGAUAUGGGGGCUCUUAUCCUGGAAAUAAUGACCAAAUCAGAUCAUCUUCCAAUUGGACGGGUUCAAAUCAAGGGGUUGGCACAACUCUCUCCCAGCCACCCAAUCAGUGGAUUUUUCACCAUCAUUUCACCGUCAUCUGAAAAGAUGGGAGAGCUGCAGGUAUCUCUGUUUCUGGAACCUCUGUCUGAGGUGUAUGAAUGCAGCAGCUCAGUCCCAAAUACAGAUAUGAGGAACGGCAGCAAAGAAACCGCGGACCUGAGCCGCUGCCUUGUUCCGUCCCAGCUUCACAAGCCAGCCAGCACACACGUUCCUGGAAGAGAGUCUGUGGGCAGCAGCAGAGCAACUACUCCAAGGGGAAAAGAUCACUUAUACUUCCAAGAGAAUUCUGAGAAUAUCAAAAGAAGUGUUUCUGGAGCUCAACACCACCCGAAUGAGAUCUUGAAUGCAAAUGAUUCCAAGCCACAAAAAAUGUUUUCCAACAGCUGUGAUCAAGAUGCGCAAAUUAUGUUAGGCAAGGGAAGCUCCCCUCCCGUCCGCAUUCUUUCUUGCAACUAUCCAGCCACAAAGGAUCUCCUUUCAGCCCUUUUGGACCAAGGCAACAGGCUGCGAAAUGCUAUGGCUGUGUCCGCCAUGAAGUCUAGGCCAGGUCCUGUCAUAGAACUGCAUGAAGGUCAACCUUCCGUAAAGCAGGACUUCUCCCGACAAGCUGGAAAAACUCUUAAGAGACCAACUCCUGGCCUCAUGGGUGAAGACCCUCUUCAACCAUGGCAUGAAUGCUCAGAAUUUGAUUUGGAUGCUGAAAAGAAAGCAGUUGAGCUCCUGUUGGGCAGUUCUGAUUUUUCUCCGGUCCGUCUUGUGGAUGGCGCAGGCUCUCCUCCAGAAUCUCUUUCCCCUGGGAGCCAGUUAUAUGACAGUGAAUUGAAUGACCCCCACUAUGACCAGAGUCUCUUAGAAAAUUUGUUCUACACAGCUCAAAAGUCUGACAGCAGCUUAAGUGACGUCCUUAGUGAAGAGGAGGAGGAGGAGGCUGCUCCUUCUGGAAAACUAAGUCGACCGCAGGACAGAAAACCUCAGAGGUCACCAAAGCCUUUAGAGUCGAGUCCUUGCAGGCAUGGAGCGAAGGCCUCAGGGACAAGAGCCAGCAGUUCGCCCGCUAAACCCGUUCCUCAUCAGACUUCAGCAGAGUCCUCAGAUGAAACCCAGGCUGUCAGUUUGAGCCUUGACAGACUGGCGAUGCUGGGCCGGAUCCGUUUAGCUCGAGUGGUCGUUGAGGGCUUGAGAGGGGUCGCCCCCGCAGACAGCGCUCAGAGUACCCCCAGCAAAAAGAGUUCCACUGGAAAACCGCCCAGGCCAGCUUUGGCUAAAAGGAGGACCUUCUUUGUCGAGUAUCACUUUCCAGUUGGAGCUUCAAAGAACGGGACCGGCCAGACUGCCGUAACUACAGAAAUAGUUCGGGUGGCUUCGAGUAAAUUCUCGGGGGAAGGGGUGAAGUUUCAGCAACGCUACGUGUUCCCUGUUCACUUCAGUGGCUCAAUGAUCACCCACUGGUGGAAGUCGCACCUUGAAUUUAACUUGUUUUUGAAAAAAGGCACACAAAGAAAGGCAGCCUUGAUUGGCUCAGCAGCUUUGCCUCUGCAAGACGUCCUUCGGUCUGAGGACUUAAGUGUCAGCCGUGAACUGCCGGUGAACGAAGAUGGUGUUCCAGCCCAAACAGGUCCUUUAAAGGUGUCAGUGGAGCUUGCAGCUGACAACAGAGACACCAAAGCGAUCAGUGCAGCACCGAGACCUCCCGUUAGCUCCACCAGAAGCCAUGGCCCGAUUUCCCAAGAUGCUGAGAGAAGCCCCUCUUCGAACAAAAGCCCUCAGCCUGCCAGGCAAAGUAACUGCCAGGUCCCAGUGAGAACCGAAGAUCCUUUGCCCACCACAGUUGAGAGGCCCCCACAGGACGCGGGUCGGCAGUCAGUCCCUCUGCCCGUCUCCCGCAACCUCCUCUCCCAGAUGAGUGCCUCGGAAGAGGAAGGGCCGCUGCUACACGUCGUUCUGAUGGUCUCAGAGGGGCAGAUCACUCUUCCUCCCAACGCUGGGCCUGACAGCUCUUGCAACUUGUAUUUAAUUUGCAAGCUCUUCAGCACCGAAGAAGCCACGAGGUCUGCCGUCGUGUGGGGAACCGCGCAACCCGCCUUCCAUUUUUCUCAGGUGACCCCGGUUUCGUUGACAUCAAAACAUCUGGAGAGGCUGAAGAACAACGUCAUGGUGAUUGAGGUGUGGGAUAAGGUGCUCGGCCCUGGAGGAGAUAGGCUGCUAGGGCUGGCAAAGCUUCCCCUACAUCAGUUCUACAUUUCAUUCAAAGACCGCAAGGUUUCCAGCCUGCUGCUUCAGGCUCAGUAUCCUGUGCUGGCGGUGGACGGCCCCACGCCUGUGGUUGACGUCUUCACUGGUCAAAAGAACGGGAGCCUGGCGGUCAUCUUAGCCAUGGGUUCUGCCGACCAGGUGUUGGCGCUGCAGAGACUCAAGAAGGAAGAAGGAAUGGCAUCUCCAGCUGUGCUGCGCCCGCUGCACUCCCUAGAUCCUCUCCCUGCACCCUCCCCAAAGCUGUCAAACAGAGAAAAGGAAGGGCUGGUGGAACACGUCUUUGAGAUCCGCAUCGAGGGUGUCAGAGGCCUCACCCUCCUCCAGUCCACCGUCUGGGGAGAAGCAGACUGUUACAUCCAGUACCACUUUCCUGUUCAAAAAUCAGAGUCUGGCACGCUCCGUGAGGCAGAGUUAAGCGAAAGGGACCUCGAGUUAAAGGCCUUCCGUACAUCAACAACUUUGUGCGUUCCCGAUCCCACUUUCAACGACGAGCGCCAUCACUCUCUGCUGGUCCCCGCUGAUGUCCCAGUUCAGCAGUUGCUACUCAGUGCUUUCUCUGCCCAGGGCUCAGCAGGAGAAGGGGGAGGAAUUAAUUUCGAGGUCUGGUGCAGGUAUUACUAUCCUAACGUCCGAGAUCAGAUGGUUGCCAGAGGGGGCUUGUCCCUCGCACGCCUUUGCGCCAUGGUGACCAUGCAGCACCGGCAGGAAGUGGGGAUCCAGACUUUCCGUCUGCCUGUAAUGCCAAGAACCAGCAGCUCAGGAGCGCUCCAUCCUUGUUCUUCAGGUUUGCUUGAAGUGAGCGUGAAGUACAGACACACCCUGAAAAUAACCGAAGGCCUCCUAGCGGCUCAGACCAUUCCUCUUUCUGUCCAAAUACAUGCAGCAGCCGGAUUGCAAGCAGCAGCUCGAGCCGUGGCAGAAAAGUAUCCCUCGUUGCAAUACAGCGCAGAAAUUGGGCUCAACACCUACGUGUCAAUACACAUUCCCUUCCUUCCUGAGGCGGAGUGGCGGAAGACACGAACCGUGGCUCGCACUUUCUGUCCCGAGUUUGAGCAUCACAUCGAGCUCCCCUGCAACCUCAUGGUCCAGAGGAGCAGUGGAGAGGUGUGCUGUCUCGGAGAGCUCCUGCAGCUGUCAGAGAUGGUCUUCCGCGUCUACCACAAGCCCCUGAACUCAGCUCCAAGCACAACUCAAGCUUUAAAGGAUUGCCUGCUGGGAACUGUCACAGUUCCUACCAGAGACCUGUUGAUCAGAAGAUCAGGUAUCAGAGGUUGGUACCCUGUAAUUCUCCCUGAGGAUCUCUUGUCUUCCCGGAGCGCAAACAUCAUGCAAAGCAUAGUCGGAGGCUUGGACAUUUCCGUUGCAUUCGUUCACUCUGGAGACCAAGAGCGCGUUCUCGAUGCUGCUAACCUUUUAGGCUGGAGUUGGAAGGAAGCCCAGGCUGAUGAUCUGAUAGAGGACAGCGAGAGCGAACUCCCGUCCCCUUCAUCACCAGUCCGUGUGGCUAUUUCUACCCCCAGGCUGUGGCUACCAGUACAGUGCAUGUUACUUGCAGGACACACACGCUUAAGCAGAAGCAUCUAUUGCUACCUUCGCUAUAAACUGUACGAUCAAGAAGCCACCUGGACUUUACUCAGGAGGCCAAAAUUAACUGAAGAUGAGAAGCACGUGACGGUGAUGUUUACGAAACCCAAACAGUUGGAGCUUCUGUCGAGUCCAGCAUUAUUAUGGUACUUCAGGGAAGAAAAACUGGAACUCCAGGUCUGGCGAGCUUACGGGAAGGAUUGCAGUGCGGAAAGACCACUGGAUACCGAUCGCUUGAUUGGAUCAGCGUACGUGGACCUGGCACCACUUGCGGACAGCUCACGAAAGAAGAAAACAGUUAGUGGUAUCUUUCCCUUGUUCCGACGAAAUGCUGCCAACCUGGGGGGAGCUGCGCUGCGCAUUCACAUUGCAGUGACUCCUGCUGGUCCAUGUGGCGGACCUGGGAACACUGAAGAUGGCAGGGACAGCAGCAACGGCAGCAGCAGCGGUGAUGAAGAAGAAGAAAAGAAGGCAACAGAGCAAGUCUUGGAAGUCCCCUUGGAACCAAUUCCUCCCAUUGCAGAGACCCUCAGGGAGGAAUCUUCUGCGAAUGAUCUUGAGAAGACAUUUGCUGUUAGCAUUGUUGUGGAAAGAGCCAUGCACUUAAGCUUAAAAGGGAGUCCUCUCGCUGAACGGGGAGUAACUUCACCCAGCAGCUGUGUAUCUUUUGUGGCCACUGACGCCAAUAAUCCUAUUACCACAGAAACAGUGGAAAAUACGGACUCCCCUGUUUGGGAUUUUCAGCAGCAGAUGAGACUCUCCAAGGAACUUCUGCUGGAUGCACAUAAAACUCUGGUCUUUAAAGUAUGGCAUAAAGCAGACAUUGAACGAGUGAUAGGAUUUGCAUCCGUGGACCUCUCCCCCCUGCUCUCUGGCUUCCAGUUCAUCUGCGGCUGGUACAACAUCACAGACUUCAGCGGACAGUGCCGAGGACAGAUCAAGGUGGCGGUCUCCCCGCUUGAAAACAUAACUCAUUUGAAAGAAGAAAGGCAGGCAAGAAGCAGCCAGAUAAGAGCACCAGGAUCCUCUGCAAGGGGCAUGUAUCCUGCCUUCUCAUCCUUCCCCACAAGAGGCACUCUGAAACUUCCAGAUUCUCCAUUGAAGAGCCCAGAAGCUUUCAGGCAUGAGAGCAGGGCUGGAUCCCGUUACCAAGAGCACAUGCAGAACGUCCGCCGGUUCCACACGUCGUUGCAGCAAGCGGGAGAGAACGCGCACCAGGCCGGAAGGCUGGGCUCCUUGUCCUCACCUACUUCCCUGUUCAGAGCUCUCAGAAAAAACCUGAAUGAGCUGGAUGAGAUUCAGAGGUACUUCAGCGAAAAACUCACCAGGCCUCUCACAGACCUGAGCUCCCCUUGUAGCACCAUGGAUGGCCUUGACAUCCAGAGACCUGCCUCCAAGGGGGUAGAUCCAGCGGGAGACCAUCUGUGGAAGAAGCCCGCUCAUCUGCCCUCUCAAGCUAGCAGCCAGAGUGUCGAUCUAUGGAACCAUAUGACGAACGAUCCCAAAGAGUCCUCAGAUACUCAUGAAGACGGUAACAGAUUCUCAAGUGCUAAUCAGGCCCUCCCUGAACAGGAAAAUGGAGCCACCAGGACUGAGAUGCUCAAAGGUCCCUUGAACAAUGACCUCUUGAAUGCCAGUGUAGAUGAAGAACCUUUAUUUGUGCUUGGAAAAUCCUCUUCUGCAGGAGGCAUGCUGUAUGAAUUCCUUAACCCAACUGGCUCCCGAAGAGUCCCUCCCUCAUAUGGACCCAGGAUCCAGAGAGAGGAAGACACUGCUCAGUCCCACAGUGAGGAAGAGUAUGAAGAGGCCAUUGUAGAACCAAGAACCCUCAAUGAAAUCACCACAGUGACAGACAGAACCAGUCCAUGGUCCAGCUUUGCCUCUGAAGCAGAGGAGGAGCCGGGCCACAAGGCAAGAAUGGCCAAGAAUGGGGAAUAUUUACUGAAAGAGAGCACCACCAGGAGGAACUCCACGUCUAGCAUGACCCAAGAUGAUCCUCUGAGUGUGCCCGGCACUACUGGGUCCAGUAGCAGUCCUUCCAGAGAAGAGGAUGGGGACCAUGCUGAGGAAGCACAAGAUCUUGGAGCAGGGGCAGAAGAGUUCUUCCAGCCUUUGCCCAUCUCAGCUGCAAAGCAGGUAAAGAGCAAGCCUGUGGAAAUCCAAAAGGCUGAUCAGGAAAGGUCACUGGAAGUCCAGGAGGAAGGACCUGAGGAAGCAUCACCCACGCAUAACGGUGGAGGAGACUUCGUGACAUCACGGAUGGUUGCUCCAGAAGUGGUAGAACGAAGAGAAAGCUUGCACAGUGACCCCCAGCAGGAGGAAGGAAUCCAUGUGAAAGAAGCAAAGGGCCCCCUGCCUUGCCCCAGAUCGCAGGAGAUUGUGCAGCAGACUGAGGCCUCUUCUGCGGAGAGCGAUGAAGAUCCACCAGAAGAGUCCAACGUGCCUCCAACGGUCACGCUAUCCGAGCCCCUCAUGGUGCCCAACUUCUUCCUUCCCCCGCAGCAUCUGGAGGUGUCCAUGAGGCUUCUCAGUGCUUCCUCUUCGCCGCUGGCUGCUGCUCGUAACACUGGAGAUGACAGAAGCGAUGCUCCGGGAAUUUCUCACCGGAGGCAGAUGCAGCCCAAGCCAAACUCAGUGCCUCUUGAGCUGCCUGAAGAGGAAACGAAAAGAAUUGCUAGGAUAUUUGCUACACAGUUCUCCAAAAAAGCAUAAAACUGGGGCCAACGGGACGGAGUCCGUUUCUGAAACUUCCUGCGAAGGCAGCGGCUGGAGCGUGCUGUGAAUCCAGGCUCCUUAAUGCCACCUGCCCCAAGCGCAAAGGUGCAGAUGUCGUACCAGCACAAGAUCCCUCUGCCUGACCAGGAGACCUCCCCGUGCCCCUGCCCUCAGCUCCUGAACCAGCACAUAAUAAUCCAGCACUUAGUUCUCUUCGGAGAAAAUGGAGUCACACGUAAGCCGAGACAAUGAAUUUUGGCAUCCCUGCAACCAUCUCCCCGAAGGCAGCUCUGAGUUUGGAGUGGACACCACCAGGACAACUCCUCUUCCCCCAGCCACAUCCUUCCCCCUGCCCCGCUCUUUUCAGCAUGUUGUUCCUCCUGGCCUGAGCUUGGAUGUGACUGGGGUGGGAGCUGCAAAGUGUCGCUCUCCCUCCUUCGCUGAAUAGCACCCAAGGCCCUGGAGUAGCUGGGAGGAGGGACUUUGGCAUCUUCCCCACUCCCACCCCCCUCAUAGCUGAGGAGGAAUCCAGAUUCUUUUUUUCUUUUUUGCAAAUAUCAGUGCCAGUUUGGAGAGAGGCUGCACGUCAGCCAAAACUGGUUAGUUGUCACCCUAGCGAUAGGG
This is a messenger RNA of Candoia aspera, 7741 nucleotides long. It is a transcript of the gene C2CD3, whose product is annotated as C2 domain containing 3 centriole elongation regulator. The record is from RefSeq and is a predicted model, not a curated record. Gene Ontology annotation, biological process: cilium assembly; centriole elongation. NCBI's taxonomy places the organism in Eukaryota, Metazoa, Chordata, Lepidosauria, Squamata, Candoiidae. The transcript is spliced from 33 exons. The coding region runs from base 137 to 7114 and encodes 2325 amino acids. Gene Ontology annotation, cellular component: centriolar satellite; centriole.